Molecule: messenger RNA, 1080 nt
Organism: Aspergillus caelatus
Lineage: Eukaryota; Fungi; Ascomycota; Eurotiomycetes; Eurotiales; Aspergillaceae
Exons: 5
Coding region: 44-922 (292 amino acids)
Cellular component (GO): nucleus; 90S preribosome
Source: RefSeq, a predicted model, not a curated record
AUAUAUCUCUAUCUUAGGAGAUCUAUAGAGAUACUACGUCAUAAUGUCUGCGGAAGCUGCCAAGUCAUCCGGCCUCUCGGCCAAGAUUGACAACAAGCGCAAGAGACAAGCUGAGGAAUCCUCAAAACAAGCCGGGGCGGCUGCUGGCAAUGCAGAGGGCCCGAGUAACAAGAAAAGGAAGAACGGCAAAUCCAAGCCAAAGAAGGGCGGAAAGGACAAGAAGGAUAAGCCCCAGCAAGAUGCAUCAGAGAAGGAGCAGAGAGACACCAAGCAAACCGAGACCAAAGGUGGCAUUGAUGAAGCUAUUGGCAAGAUGGACGGUCGCCUGUUGGCGGAUCACUUCAUGCAGAAGGCUAAGCGCCACAAUAAGGAGCUGACUGCGGUUGAAUUGAGUGAUCUUAGUGUUCCGGAAUCCUCAUUCCUCGACACAUCAUCGUUUGACUCGCCCAGACAACUGGAGAAGCUACCGGAUUUUCUAAAGGCUUUCAGCCCUAAAGGAUCUGACCUCUCGAAACCGUCAGAGGAGAAGGGCACGCCGCACACCCUGGUAGUCUGCGCAUCGGGGCUUCGAGCAGCCGAUGCGGUGAGAGCCCUCCGUACGUUCCAAACCAAAGAAUCGCCAAUUGGCAAGCUGUUUGCAAAACAUAUCAAGCUCGAAGAAGCUAAGCAAUUCUUGGAGCGAUCACGCAUUGCCAUUGGAGGCGGAACACCUGCUCGUAUCUCCGACCUGAUCGAUGCUGGUUCCCUCAAACUUGGUGAACUACAGCGUAUCGUGAUCGAUGGAUCCUAUGUUGAUCAGAAGCAGCGUGGUAUAUUUGACAUGAAGGAAACCCACCUCCCACUUUUGAAAUUGCUCACGCGGUCCGAGUUUCGUGAACGUUAUGGUGCAGAGGAGAAGCGGAUCCAGAUCCUCAUCUUUUAGCUUCUUACAAUGAUGUAUAAUGUGGUUGGCGUUAAUCAAGGCUGGAUGUUAAAUAUCUUGUUGUCUGUUCUUAUUCUGGGUAGUGAUACCCUACAUACAUAUGUUUGCAUCAUACGAAUGUUUUUUUUUAUACUGAUAAAUACCGUACCUGAUCACCU